Molecule: messenger RNA, 1641 nt
Organism: Cucurbitaria berberidis CBS 394.84
Lineage: Eukaryota; Fungi; Ascomycota; Dothideomycetes; Pleosporales; Cucurbitariaceae
Product: alpha/beta-hydrolase
Exons: 1
Coding region: 453-1472 (339 amino acids)
Molecular function (GO): hydrolase activity
Source: RefSeq, a predicted model, not a curated record
CUACCAGAGCUCUGCCGCUAGACUUAUCUCAUGAAUUUAGCAAUACACUGCCAGCCUUGACUUUCGCAGGUACUGGUCAACGUGCGCGCAGCUUCCUUCUAUCAAAGUUCUGCUGAUAUUACAGCUUCUAAUCGAUAACGUUAUGUGCCCGUUCUCGUUGUUGACAACGUGUUAGAACUGUGGGACCGCAACUAAUUUCUUACAACAUCCUUGGCAUCACAACGUUUCGGCACCUUCGUCCCUCUUGUCUCGCUCGCUCUUUCUAAGGUUGUUAUUGGGCGAGCGUUAGAUGCCUAGCAUUUUCCAAUUCGGCCGGAUGCUAGCGGAGCGGGGACCACCCGGGGUAUAUAAGGGUCGUCGUUACUCCUACAACUCGAAUUGUCCUGCACUACCUAACUGACUUUUUCUGUCAAACCACCUUGGAAAGAUUAUUGCAACGCGACUCUUCUACGAUGCAGUCCUUCACAGCCUACGACAUCACCCAGAAGAAUGGCGAAACAACGCACUAUUACGAAGGAGGUUCCAAGAACGGCAUCCCUCUGAUCUUCAUCCAUGGUUGGCCCGACAUCGCAGAAACGUGGAAACACCAACUUCUCCAUCUUUCUGCGGGAUCGAAGUACCGCGUCAUUGCCCCCGACAUGCGCGGUUACGGUCUUUCUUCGGCCCCUGCCAAUAAACGCGCUUACGCCCUGGAAGCCCUUGUCGCCGAGCUCGUCGAAUUCGCAGAGAAGCUAAAUAUCGAAAAGGCAGUCUGGAUCGGCCAUGAUUGGGGCUGUGGAGUUGUCAACGCGCUCGCUGCUCACCACCCCGAACUGUUCCUUGGACUCGUGUUAUUGGCAGUGCCAUACCGUAGUAUCGAACUGGGACUCAAUUACAUCGUAAAUCUGGUGAACCGAGAUAUUUACCCAAAGGAUGAGUACGAAUGGGGCCCGUGGGAAUACAUGAGGUACUACGAACUUCAUCCUGAAGAGAGUGUCAAGAGCUUUGAGGGACACAUUGAGACCAUCACGAAAGCCCUGUACUCGAAACAUGACCCUAGCAAAUGGGGUAAGCCAGCUGUUACUAGUAGAACGUUGAGAGAUGGAGGAUGGUUCGGUGGACAUCCCGAGAAAAUACCUGACAUACCUCUCGAGUAUACUAUUCUGGACGAGUCGCUACUCGAGAAUUUGCUCAAGAGCCACAAGAAACACGGUUUCUUCCCGCCUACAGCAUACUACUUGAAUCACGAUGUCAACGAGGAGUAUGCGAAGAGCGAAAAGAACGGUGGAAUUUUGGAAUUCCCUGUGCUUUUUAUCGACGCGAAGCAUGACUCUGUUUGCUCGCCCAGCGUGGCCCCCAAACUCGCGGAGAACCAGCAGAAGUUUGUCAAGAACUUGACGUAUGCGACCAUCGAGUCGGGGCAUUGGGUGCAGUUGGAGAAGCCGAAGGAGACCAAUGAGGUUUUGGAGAAGUGGCUCGGUGAGAGGUUUUGACUCGCACGAAAGCAGGAGAAAACCUCGGUGCUGUGAUUCUUUCGUACCUGCAUUAGGUAGCUUGCUAAUCUGGCUACCUUAAAGCUAUGGAUUAUGUAUUGAGAUUCAACAAUACCACACCCUUCUUUUCCACUUUCUAUGCUCUGGAUGCUAAAAACAGUCUCUGCGC